AUGUCUCUAGAUAGUGAAUAUUUAAAUUUUUAUGAAUGGAUAAAAAAGAAUGGUGGUAAAAUUCAUGAACAUGUAAAAAUUGAUACGAAAGAAGAACGUGGACUUUUUACAACAGAUUCUAUUGAAUCUCAUACUGCUCUUGCUAUUGUUCCAUGGUCAUUAGUAGUUAAUAUUCAACAUCCUGAUUUAUCUACUAUAAAUACAGAUACAGAACGACAAGCAUUAAUUAUUUUUCUAUUACGUGAAUAUAAUAAAGAAAAGGAAUCUUCGUGGUAUCCUUGGUUAAAACUUUUAAAUAUUGAAAAAGAAGCAGAUGAAUUAUUAAAGAUUAAAAUGCAUCUAUUCAAUUGUGUAGAACAUAGUACAUUAGGUCAAGCAUUAUCAGAUCGAUAUCAACAAUUACAAGAAGAAUAUGAAUAUUUACAUCAAGCUGGUACUAUUGAAACUAGUUUUGAAUUAUUUUGUGCCAUUGAUCAUCUUAUUUGGUCACGAGUUCUUGAUUUACCAGAAAAUGAACCACUUUCAUUGGUACCAUUCAUUGAUUUUGCUAAUCAUAGUUUAAAUGCAAAUGCACGUUGGUUUAUUGAUGAUGAUACACAUAAUAUAAUUCUUCGAUCUGAACGAACAUUAAAUUCAAAUGAAGAAAUAACUAUUUGCUAUGGAUCAAAAUCGAAUGAAGAAUUGUUAUAUCUCUAUGGUUUUGCUUUAUCAAUAAAUUCUAAUGAUCGUGUUACAAUACCUGUUAGUUUAAAACCUGAUGAUAUAUUACUUGAAGAUAAACUUCAAUUAAUUCAACAAUUAAAUUUACCACCUCGAUUAACUUUAGAUAUGAAUGGUAAUCUUAGUAAUGAAUCAAAUCAAUUAGUAAAAAUUCUAUCUGCACAAACACAAGCAACAAUUAAUCAACAAAAUGAACAUUAUACACCAUAUCUUCUAAAUUUAUUUAAUGAAUAUCUCAACAAAUUAAAUCUAUGUCCUGAUAAUGAUGAAACAUUUACUAAAUAUUAUUUAGAUAGUCAAAAAUUAAUCAUUCAAAAAGCGAUAGACAAUUUAAAAUAA
This is a messenger RNA of Adineta steineri, 1059 nucleotides long. The record is from the annotation of a GenBank genome assembly. NCBI's taxonomy places the organism in Eukaryota, Metazoa, Rotifera, Eurotatoria, Adinetida, Adinetidae.